UUCUGCUUUUACUUUGAAAGCCGGGUGACAGGACGUGACGUAGCAUCUGCAUAUGCUAACAGGUUUAGGAGAUGUCUGCCAAUGUCAGCCUUUUAAAAAGCCUCCCCGGGUGUCGGUACCGUUCGGCCUGUAGAGGGCUCCUCCAGGGGAACCAGGCUGGGGGCUGUCCGGCCAGCAAGGGCCGCAGGGCGGCUAUAAACACAGCUGCAGGAACCCCUCCUCGGCCACUAGAGGGCGUCAGAGUGCUGGAUCUGACCCGAGUUCUGGCCGGUCCGUUUGCCACCAUGAUCCUUGGAGACCUUGGAGCCGAGGUGAUUAAGGUGGAGAGACCAGGUGGAGGCGACGACACCAGAGCCUGGGGGCCGCCGUUUGUUUCCUCAGAAAGCAUCUACUUCCUGAGCAUCAACCGGAACAAGAAGAGCAUCGCUGUGGACAUGAAACAUCGGCGAGGAGCAGAGAUCAUCCUGCAGCUUGCAGGUGUGAGUGACGUCCUGGUGGAGAACUUCCUGCCAGGGAAGCUCUCUCAGAUGGGUCUAGGAUACGCCGAGCUAAGCAGACUGAAUCCACGGCUCAUCUACUGCUCCAUAUCAGGGUACGGACAGACGGGUCCCCAGUCUCAGAGUCCAGGAUACGACUCCAUCGCUUCGGCGGUGUCUGGAAUGAUGCACAUCACCGGGCCGGAGGACGGAGAGCCGGUUCGUCCGGGCGUCGCCAUGACGGAUCUAGCAACGGGGCUGUACGCACACGGAGCCGUCAUGGCCGCCCUGCUGCAGAGGCAGAGGACGGGUAGAGGAGCUCACAUCGACUGUAACCUGCUGUCCUCACAGGUGUCCUGCCUCAGUCACAUCGCAGCAAACUAUCUGAACGCAGGGAAGGAGGCCCGACGCUGGGGGACGGCUCAUGAGAGCAUCGUCCCGUACCAGGGCUUCAGAACCAAAGAUGGACACCUGGUUGUCGCUGCAGGGAACGAUCAGCAGUUCGUCAGAGUGUGUCAGGUUCUGGAUCUGCAGAAUCUCACUGAGGACCCGAACUACAGAACCAACCAGCUGAGAGUCCAGAACCGCAAACAGCUGCUGCAGACGCUGUCAGAGAGGUUCCUGCAGGAGAGAACUGCUGAUUGGCUGAGGAGGUUCCAGGGAUCAGGUGUUCCUGUUGGACCAAUCAACAGCAUCCAGGAAGUGUUCUCAGAGCCACAGAACCAAACGCUCCUCCUGGAUGACGACACCAACAUUUCCUCACAUGUGUUCCUGAAUCAUAUCAGCGUGAACUCUGCCCCCUCCCUGAUGGACGCUCAGAUGGACGCCAUGUUCGGCCCUGAAGGCGUCUCCAAGGGGGAAACCUGACUGCUGUUGUGUCUGUGGAGCUGCUGGUGUUUACAGAGGCAGCAGACGUUCUGCUGAGGAUCUUGUGGAUUUGUUGAACAAACAUGACACGUCCCAUCCAGGAGGAGGAACUCUGGUUGGAGAAGAAGCUGCAGAUGAUUGCUUCCAGAUGUCCCUGCUCUGACCUCUGACCCCACAUUACUCAGAUUACCUCUGAAACAUCUGUUUUCUCCGUGGGGAGCGUCUCCUUUCUGUCAGGCUGCUGCUGAAGGAGCUUCUCCUGAGUCCAGAACCUUCAGACCAUCUCCAGCUCCUCGUGUCGGACGGAUUCGUUCCGUAAACAAAUGAUUGACUUAAUGAGAAAUGAAAUGUUUAUUACAGGCGUCUCCGCUGCUUUUAUUGGCUGCUGUUAAUGCUG
This is a messenger RNA of Cyprinodon tularosa, 1740 nucleotides long. It is a transcript of the gene sugct, whose product is annotated as succinyl-CoA:glutarate-CoA transferase. The record is from RefSeq and is a predicted model, not a curated record. Gene Ontology annotation, molecular function: catalytic activity. The transcript is spliced from 13 exons. The coding region runs from base 72 to 1343 and encodes 423 amino acids. NCBI's taxonomy places the organism in Eukaryota, Metazoa, Chordata, Actinopteri, Cyprinodontiformes, Cyprinodontidae.